CAUUAUUUUCUAUUAAGGUACUAUAUCUUUACUUUUACUCAAGUAUGACAAUUAGGUACUUUAUACACCACUGCAGCUAGGUCUUUCGAGGUCAUUGAUAUUAAACCUGCCAAAAUACAUAUGGUAGUGGUUCCCAAGUUAUUUGCUCUCUGAGGCUGUUGGCGUUUCCUUGUGACCCAUGCAAAACCACAAAUAAAACCAAUAUAUUUGGGGUCUGCAACCCAAGCAGAGUUAGUGGUGAUUAACCAUUGGGUCACGAGUUCCAAACCACAAUUUUGGAAACAAGGCAAUGUCAAAUACUCCCAUGGUUUUACUGUAGUAUGUUCAGCCUCUUUACCAAGGAAUGUGCAUGACUGAGGCAGUAUUAUAGUAUGUCAUGUUUCACUGUCACUGAACCAAAACAAAGACCCUCAGGUUGAUCCAUGAGAUAAGAUAUGGUCAUAUGCCCAUCUCUAUGCAACAUUCAUGUGUGCUGGUGGAUAUACAUUUGUUAGCCUUGUGACUGGCAUUGCCUGACAAUGUUCAGUGCAAGAGAAAGGAUGCAGGGUUAUUAUAGUGCCAGCAGAGGGCAUCAUUCAACUUCUUGACAGAUCAGGGCAGUGACUGGUCAGGGAGAAGGUAGUUGUGAUGCAAUAUUCCUCAAUGGAAAUGUAUGGUGGAGAUGAGAGUAGUGAUAUUUCCCACACUUUUGGUUGAUCUUGUAUAAGGGGUUUGUGCCAUAUGUGAAUUGUGCUGUUAUGUAUUCAUUGCCGAAUCCAAAUGCCACAAGUUCCCUAUGGGAAAAAUUAAGUAGGAUAUUCUAUUUUAUUCUACUCUAUUCUAUUCAAUAGUCAAGUGAAUAAUAUCUAAAUGCCUGUACUCAAAAAAAUGAAUUGUAAAUAAGUAGCCUACAAUUGAUCAAGAUCAAUCUUUUUUUUGUCGACAACACAAACAGAUAGCCUAAAACAAAAGAAGAAUUUAAUUUUCAGGAUUACUGUGGUCCUUAUGGAGGUUCACCCUGUAUUAGAUCCAUUUUACAAAAGGCAUAUAUUUGACAGCGUGACAUAUUUGAGUCAAAAUUGUAAUGAUUAGAAAUGUACAAAAUGGUGCAUUCCUGAAUGAAAUCCAACACACGGAUUUUCCUAUAAAAUGGACGCACAUAACUAGUUUUACUGGAGUAAAUCUAAUCCCUGUUGAUUUAUAUUUGGCGAAUUCACUAUGGACCUAUUUUCUACUUUGACGCAGCACGUGCUGACUCACAAACCUGUUAUUAAGGGUGUUAUACCUAUGAUGGUUUUGCUUUGGGCCACUAUAUCUGCGCUCAUAUCUGGCAGCAUCUGGAGUAAGCAUGUUUCUCACGUUUAUCAAGUAAUCGAACUUCACGCAAAUUGCCAGAGUAGAGAGAGAGAGAGUAGGAGACAGAGACGAAGGAGCAUUUCAAGAGUGGAGGAAUUUGGCACCAAAGGCAGGUAAGGCUAUACAUUUUUAAUCGAAAUAUGUUUUAUAAAUUUUUUUACCAUGAGAAAUACAUUUUCGUUUUGCGGUACAUUGUCUACGUCACAAAGAAACAAGGUAACAUCUUGAUAACAUCUUUUUGUGUCAAAUAAAAACAAUUACAUAUAUAUUUUUUUCAUGAUAACGCUUUUGUGGUAGGAUGUCUUUGGUAUUUAUAGUUAUCUGGAACUUACUUGACAUAAUGAUGCCCAACAAUUUUUUUAUAUCUUAUAAUAAGCAACCCUAAAGGUUAAAAUCAAAAUCAAAUACAUUUUGUAGACCCCAUAUUGUUGACAUAGUAAUACUUGAAAUAAUGAUUGGCCUUUUUCAAUCAAUUCACUUAAUUCAAUAAAUGAAAUCUAAUCUUUAAUUUAGCCUAUUUGUUCCUGUUUCAAUGUAUUUAUCUUCAAUGUUCAUCUUCAUUGAUUGACAACAGGUAUCUAAAGGGGGAAAAAAUGGAACUGAAACCAUUACUAAGGCGGAUGGGCUCGAUAGUCCGUGGCAUCCUAACAUUCCUCUUUGCCCUGGUGGUGCUGGGGGUGAUGGUGUGGGCCUACGUCCAGGGCUUCCAGCUGGCCACCUCCCCGUACGGCAUCAUCUCCUUUGGCUUUUAUGGCGUCCUGCUGGGGCUCCACAUCCUGGUCCAGAGCUUUUUCGCCUUCGUGGAGCACCGCCGCAUGAGGGCCCGAAGCAAGGCCUGCACAUUCACCAAGACCAUCGGUCUCACUAUCUCAGCCUACCAGGAGGACCCAGAAUACCUGCGCGAGUGCCUCAACUCCAUUCGGGCCCUCAAGUACCCUCCAGAGCUGCUGCGGGUCAUCAUGGUGGUGGAUGGGAACUCGGAAGACGACAUCUACAUGCUGGAGAUGUUCAGGGAGGUGUUUGCUGACCGGGACCCUGGCUGUUAUGUGUGGAGGAAUAACUACCACACAUGGGACCCCACCCAGACCCAGGAUGCUAGUUAUGGGCUGGGAGAGGACCCCCAGAGGAGGGAGGUGGAGUAUCUGAUCAACAGCAGGAGGUGUGUGUGCAUCAUGCAGAAGUGGGGUGGAAAGAGGGAGGUGAUGUACACAGCGUUCAAGGCACUGGGACUGUCGGUGGACUACAUACAGGUGUGUGACUCUGACACCAAGCUAGACCCCUUGGCUACGGUGGAGCUGUGUAAGGUUCUGGAGAGCAACCAGAAGUACGGGGCGGUGGGAGGAGACGUGAUGAUCCUCAACCUCAAGGAGUCCUACAUCAGCUUCAUGAGCAGCCUGCGCUACUGGAUGGCGUUCAACAUCGAGAGGUCCUGCCAGUCCUUCUUCAACUGUGUCUCCUGCAUCAGCGGCCCCCUGGGUCUAUACAGGAAUGACCUCCUCCAGCAGUUUUUAGAGUCCUGGUACAACCAGAAGUUCCUGGGGACUCACUGCACAUUUGGGGAUGACAGACAUCUCACCAACCGCAUGCUCAGCAUGGGCUAUGCCACCAAAUACACGGCCCGUUCCAAGUGCUACACGGAGACGCCAGGCCAGUUUCUCCGGUGGCUCAACCAGCAGACGCGCUGGACCAAGUCUUACUUCCGCGAGUGGCUCUACAACGCCAUGUGGUGGCACAAGCACCACCUGUGGAUGACCUACGAGUCCAUCGUCUCUGGUGUCUUCCCCUUCUUCGUCACGGCCACCAUCAUCCAGCUGUUCUGGACAAGAACCCUGUGGGACAUCCUCUGGGUCCUCUGCUGCAUCCAGCUCAUCGGCCUGAUCAAGGCGGCCUAUGCCUGCAUCCUGCGCCGCGACCUGGUCAUGGUGUUCAUGUCCCUCUACUCUGCCCUCUACAUGACCAGCUUGCUGCCCGCCAAGUACUUUGCCAUCAUCACCAUGAACAAGAGCAGCUGGGGCACGUCGGGCCGCCGCAAGAUGGUUGGGAACUACAUCCCCCUGCUGCCUCUGUCAGUGUGGGCGGCCAUCUUGCUGGGCGGGUCCUGCUACACCAUCUACAAGGAGAGCCAAAAGGACUGGUCCACGCCGGCUAAGGUACUAGAGACCAGGUUUCUGAUCUACGGCUGUGUGGCGUACGUCUGCUACUGGUUCCUCAUGAUCUUCCUCUACUGGGUGUGGUUCCGCAGGCUGUUUAGGAAACGCUCUCAAAGUUAUGACGUUAGCGUAUAGGGACAGUUUUCUAUACAAGGGAAAAAAGACUGGAUAUUUAGUAUUUAUUUAGUGUGUUGUACAUCAAAGAUGUUUCAUUUAUUUAUUUAAUAUUGUGCUACAGUAACUGUGAACAGAUAACCUUUAUACAGCUGCUAAAUCAACUGAACCGUAGAAUAUAUAAAUGGAUAUAACGUACUGUAUAUGAGAACAAUUACCUAGACUCUGGGAAGCUUCAUCAAGAAUAGUGUCAAAGAUGAGAAUAUAUUGUUGAUAACUACAGUUUGCCGUGCUACUGAAGAUGGAGAAAGGAGUUGUUAGUUGUUAAGUGAGUGAAUAUUUGACAUUCAGUUGUCUUUACAAAUACUUUAUAACUGAAACUGUAUACAGAAGCAGUAUAGUAUACCUAUCUGGAGUUGAUGAUAAGACUAGUAAUCUAUUCUAGAUGGCCCUUGAUUUGCUGUUGCUUAUUUCUACUGACUGCCUAACGAACGAAGUGUUACAUUUAUUUAAUAUAAGGAUUUGUAAUCUCUCUUGAGCACAACAUUAUUGAACCGUUAUUAGAUCACGCUGUACAUGACUUGAUAUGUGCCUUACACAACAAAAUACCAUAUCAGACAUAGUAUCUUUUCUUUGUUUUUAAAUAUACUUCUCUCAAUAAUGCACUGGAAAUUGGACUGGAAUUUAAUAAAAAAUUUUUUUAAAACAUUACCUUGGAAGAAAACUAGCAAAAUGUCUUGUGGUUCUAAGUGAAAAUAUUUAUUUCUGUGUAAAUAAUAGUGACAGACUCCAUAGGAAGACAAUUAGACAAUCAUACAUGUGAUAUCCACUCCCAGGGAUGCGUUGUGAAGCCCUUUGAGAUAGACGGACAAUGGUUCUGCUGUCAUGUUGAGUAUAAACAUGAGAGAUGCACCUGGCUCGAUUUGAACUGAACUGACUGAGCAUGUCUGUAUACAUUUUUUAUGCACAUUUUUCAUUGUAUGGGAUUAUUUCCUUUUUCAUAUUAUUUUGCAAAUGUGAAUGAAUGUAUCUAUCUAUGUAUGUUAAAAAUGAAGUAUUUUAUGAAAAGCAUGGAGUACAGUAGCCUACUGUUGAUUUGUUGAGGAGGGAUUGUUUGGCUACCACACCCAUCUCUCAAUGAUCCUAUCAAUCUAGGAUGUUGAAAUUGGUGUCUUAAUGGUUGCUUCAUCUGCCUCCACCGUCAAUACUAAAUAUACCCCUGAUUUCCCUGACAGUUGAUAGGUAAGGUAACCAUUGUGGUCAGAAGGGAAGAAAAAUACAGUCAUUCCAAUGAUUUUUAUAAGCCAUAAUAUACCAUUUAUUCCUUUGCUGUAGCCCCUAAUACUGGCCCCUAGCUUGCAAUGGAACGUCUGCAUGAUGUACUAUGUAGUGAUGUACUGAUUUCCAUUGUGCAACACAUGAUAAUCUGAGAAAAUGAGAGGUUCUGUUAGAGACAUCUAUCAUCAGGAGGGUCAUCGUUGCUCAUCAAGAGGUAUAAUUACUGAUGUAGAGUCAACAUUUCUGACCUCUCAGGGCAGUUAGAUGGCCAGUUGCUUUGCAUUGGUUUCAUUUGACUGGUGGAGGGAGGAGAGUCUUUUUUGCUGUUUUUGUACCAUACAAACUUUUUAUGACAGGUCUGGGUGGGUGGAAGUUCUAAAAGUGUCUGAAAACUGCAAUAGACAGUUAAUUAUUGUAUAUAUGAAUUGUGUAAGUGAUACCCAUUUGUUUUUAGCACAGUUAUGUAACACUAACAGAGCAUUAAAGAGCCUGUCUUGCAGAGAAAAUAUUAGCUGUGUGAAUCGCCAUUCUGGGGGCAGCAGGUAGCCUAGCGGUUAAGAGUGUUGGGCCAGUAACAGAAAGGUCGCUGGUUUGAAUCCCCCAGCCGGCAAGGUUGAAACAUCUGGUGUUCUGCCCUUGAGCAAGGCAGUUAACCCCCAACAGCAACUGAUGACGUGGACGUCAAUUAAGGAAGUCCAGCGCACCUCUCUGAUUUAGAG
Salmo salar (Atlantic salmon) is the source of this 5596-nucleotide messenger RNA. NCBI's taxonomy places the organism in Eukaryota, Metazoa, Chordata, Actinopteri, Salmoniformes, Salmonidae. The record is from RefSeq and is a predicted model, not a curated record.